Messenger RNA from Ooceraea biroi (clonal raider ant), 412 nucleotides. It is a transcript of the gene RpS21, whose product is annotated as ribosomal protein S21. The record is from RefSeq and is a predicted model, not a curated record. Gene Ontology annotation, biological process: translation. Gene Ontology annotation, cellular component: ribosome. Lineage: Eukaryota; Metazoa; Arthropoda; Insecta; Hymenoptera; Formicidae. Gene Ontology annotation, molecular function: structural constituent of ribosome.
AUGGCAAGCCGCAACAAUAUUUCCGCAUAUGGUUCUCAUGGAGCAUAUCCGGUGCACUCUUUUCGUUCCGUGGCUAUUUUAAGAGACAGGCACAGUGAUCCUAUAAAAAAUGGAGAACGAUCUGGGAACUCUGGUCGACUUGUACAUCCCAAGGAAAUGCUCGGCGAGCAACCGCAUCAUCCAUGCUAAGGAUCAUGCUUCCAUUCAGUUGACUCUGGCCGAUGUCGAUCCUGAAACCGGACGCAUGACCGAUACCCACAAAAUGUAUGCCAUCUGUGGAGCCAUCCGUCGCAUGGGCGAAUCUGACGACUGUUUAGUGCGGUUAACGAAGAAGGAUGGACUCCUACCGAAGAACUUUUAACUUAAAUUAUGUGACAUAUUUUUAUUUGCAAUAAAUUUGGAAAAACGUCAA